GCGUUGACAAUACGGCACUGAAGGAGGAUGGCAUUCAUGUGUGGCGCUUAAAACAUUUCAGCAAGCCGGCAUAUUGUAAUCUCUGCCUGAAUAUGUUGGUCGGCCUUGGCAAAAAGGGUCUCUGCUGUGUGUUAUGCAAAUAUACGGUGCACGAACGUUGCGUGCAACGUGCACCGCCCUCCUGCAUCACCACCUACGUGAAAACAAAGAAAGCCAAAGGCGGCGGCGACAUGUUACACCACUGGGUCGAUGGCAAUUGCUACGGCCGCUGCUCCAAGUGUCGCAAACGCAUUAAGGCAUAUCACGGCAUCACCGGUUUGACGUGUCGCUGGUGCCACAUGAUGGUAACUUCCAAUCGCUGUGCCUCGUCGGAAAAAGAAUGUACUUUAGGCGAAUAUGCGGAUUUAAUUAUACCGCCAACGGCCAUCUGUCCGGGUCUUGAUCGCCAGCGCUCGGUUAAUCAAGCGAAUAAAGCCACGCAUUUUCAAAUUACGCCGCCAAAUGAGAGCAGCUGCCCAUUAUUGGUAUUUGUGAAUCCGAAAAGUGGCGGACGCCAAGGUGAUCGUAUAUUGCGAAAAUUUCAAUAUAUGCUCAAUCCGAGGCAGGUGUAUGAUCUCUCGAAAGGUGGACCGAAGGAAGGUUUAACGUUAUUCAAAGACAUGCCGAACUUCAAAGUAAUUUGCUGUGGUGGUGACGGUACUGUUGGUUGGGUACUCGAAGCGAUGGAUUCCAUUGAACUUGCCACGCAACCAGCCAUUGGCGUCAUACCAUUAGGCACUGGCAACGAUUUGGCGCGCUGUCUGCGUUGGGGUGGCGGCUAUGAGGGUGAAAAUAUACCCAAGCUAAUGGACAAAAUUAAACGCUCAUCCAUUGUAAUGCUGGAUCGUUGGAGUAUUGAGGUGACGAAUGCGGCGCCUGUGGCGGAAAUACUGCGACCAAAGGUCACGCUCCACUCGAAUAUGCAGAAAGUGAUUGAGCUAUCGCAGAGUGUUGUGGUCGAAAAGGCGCUUUUCGAGAAAUUCGAGGAGUUCCACCGCAGCACUAGCGUUUGCACGAACAUGUGCAGCAGCAGCAGCAAACAGGAGCACAUGACCACAACGGCAUCCACGUCAUCGAUGAGUUCAUCGAUUACCACAGCAACCGAAUAUGCAAACGAUGCGGUUGGCGGCGGCAUGCGGGGUACGAGUGUCGGCGGUGCGGGUGGUGGUAUUGCGGGCAAUGGUGACGGUGGUGGUAGUGGAGGUGGAGGUGGCAACGUGGGCCGCGCAACUAAAAGCAUAUCAAUGUCGACAUUCGAAACGAAGCGCACGCUCACAACACUCAGCAAUAGUAGCAGCAGUUGCAGCAGUACGAGCACAAUUAUUAGACAACAAAAGCAGCAACAACAGCACGAGGAACAAGAGCGCCAAAGGGAACGACGUGAACGAACGCAAUCAGAAGACUUGCAAUCACCUGGCACACCGCAAACGCCGGAAAUGGCUAAAAGCGUCCACGGCGAUGCAAUUGAUGAUGGUAGCAACAACAACAAUGACAACGAUAAAACGAACAAUAGUGGUGUGAAUCGCACCGAACACCAUUCAAUACACGCGCCUGCGGUGGCAACAGACAUUCCAAAUAAUCCGGUAGCUGAGGAAAAGAGCGAAGUGGAAGCAACGGCUGCGACAGAACAAUUACAGGCACCUCCUAGCGCGAAAAGCAUAUCAGCACCAACAGAAAUGGAAAAUGUUGCACUCAGCACUGCAUCAAGGAAAGCGAACACUGUUACCACCACACUUGAUACCACUGCCCCCAUUGUACCCAUUAGCAACGAGAUUGAGCUCGCAGUUGCGGCAGAGGUAUCGACUGCCGUUGACAGGUCGACAGUGCCAAGCACGCCAUUGUCACCGACAUCGCCAUUACCGAUCUAUUCGGCAUCGCCCAAAUAUUCUCCUACGCAAUCUCCUCCCGUCGCCGUACCCGAGCCGGAAACAUUAGCAGCAGAUGCAGAACCUACAACACCGUCCGCAUUGAAUUCGUCCGGCAGUGCAGCAGCUAAAAGUCAAGCUGUUAUAUGUCUGCCCAAACAGAUUAAGGUGCAGCCGGAAAAAGAUUGCACAGUGCCAUAUAAUAUCAUCAACAAUUACUUCUCAGUCGGUGUG
Molecule: messenger RNA, 2138 nt
Organism: Bactrocera oleae (olive fruit fly)
Lineage: Eukaryota; Metazoa; Arthropoda; Insecta; Diptera; Tephritidae
Source: RefSeq, a predicted model, not a curated record